This is a messenger RNA of Funneliformis caledonium, 270 nucleotides long. The record is from the annotation of a GenBank genome assembly. Lineage: Eukaryota; Fungi; Glomeromycota; Glomeromycetes; Glomerales; Glomeraceae.
ACACAUGAUUAUGUAACAACUCACCAAAUUUCUUAUUCCCAUCGAGGACAUGCUAAAAUAUGGAGUUUCCUCUGGGAUGAGAAUAUACUUCUUCAAGUAAAAUCAUAUGUUCGGGAGCAUAAGUGGGAUAUUACUCCACAUAUAUUAAUGGUACAUAUGAACGAAGUCAUUUUACCAGGACUUGGAUUUGUACCAUUUCCGACUAUACAUAUCAAUACAGCAAGAAACUAUUUAAAAGAAUUAGGGUAUACAUACGCUAAGAACGAAUGA